This is a messenger RNA of Limulus polyphemus (Atlantic horseshoe crab), 2107 nucleotides long. Its product is annotated as beta-1,4-N-acetylgalactosaminyltransferase bre-4-like. Gene Ontology annotation, biological process: carbohydrate metabolic process; glycosphingolipid biosynthetic process. The transcript has 7 exons. NCBI's taxonomy places the organism in Eukaryota, Metazoa, Arthropoda, Merostomata, Xiphosura, Limulidae. Gene Ontology annotation, molecular function: N-acetyl-beta-glucosaminyl-derivative 4-beta-N-acetylgalactosaminyltransferase activity. The record is from RefSeq and is a predicted model, not a curated record. The coding region runs from base 371 to 1396 and encodes 341 amino acids.
UGCAUAUACCACUGAAAUCUCUGUUAUAUGUAGUUAAAUUGUAUUUACAAAAAUUACCUUUAAUCCGAAACAAUUCAGUCGUUAUAUUCUGUCAAUCUCCGAUCGUUACAUCGACAAUCGAUUGUAAUGCAAUAGAGGGCGCGGAAUUAUUUUGACUUACUUAGGUUUCUUAUAAAACUCACGCUAUUUGUACCAUGAACACUUCGUAAUACUGGAUAAUGAGGAACCAACUUUUUAUAAAAUAAAAGUUUUGACACGGUGAUGUUGACAGGACAUUAUAUAUAUAGCCUAGGUUCUGCAUAUAUAUAUGUCAGCAUUAGAAACGACGGAAGGCCUAAGUGAUCAACAUUUAUGAAGACUUGGUUUCUACAUGAUGAAUACAAGGUUCCUAAAAGUUGUGCGAUGGGUUUCUCAAAUCAGUCACUCAAAUAGCAAUAUUGUAAAAUAUUCAUUAGUGGGACUAAUUAUAAUAUGUAUUAUUCUACCUCUACGUUGUCCUACUGGCCGUGGAUACCAUUACGUAACUUUUUCUCAUCUUGAAGAGGAUAUUUACGUGUGUGACAUUGGGGGUAAAGAAAGCUCGACUUCUUUGCAGACCUGUCCGUUAAUUCCUAAAAAUUUAGAAAGAUAUUCUUCUGUUAAAACUUCUGUGAAUGAAACAGCUCUGAAGACCCUAUCUCAAAAACUGUCCAUUAAACCUGGCGGUAAGUGGAAACCAACACACUGCAACCCUCAACAUCAUGUGGCAUUAAUAGUUCCGUACAGAGACAGGAAGUUACAGCUGGACGUAUUUCUGAAACACAUUCAUCCCUUUCUCCAGAAACAACUUUUGAAUUAUGGAAUAUAUGUUGUUGAGCAGAGCUCCAUACACAAAUUUAAUAGAGCUAAACUCUUCAACAUUGGAUUUGUAGAAGCAUUGAAGGACUCUAACUAUUGCUGUUUUAUCUUCCAUGAUGUGGAUCUGCUUCCGGAAAGUCCACGCCACAUCUACACAUGCUCCAAACAACCCAGACAUAUGUGUUCAGCACUGGACACUUUCAGAUAUGUCUUGCCUUAUCCAGGGCUUUUUGGUGGAGUAAUUGCUAUCACCAGACACCAGUUUGAACGUGUAAAUGGAUUUUCAAAUGUAUUCUUUGGAUGGGGGGGCGAGGAUGAUGAUUUUUGUAACAGGAUACUAAACAUGGGUUAUUCAAUCACCCGUUGGGAGCCUAGCCUGUCUCGUUACACCAUGUUGUUUCACUCCAAAGCUGUCCCCGAUCCAAAUAGGAUACACUUUCUGAGAUCUGGCUAUCAACGAUAUAGCACUGAUGGACUAAACAGUUUGAAGUACAAGGUUGUGGAGAGGCAACAUAAAUCGUUGUAUACUUGGCUGCUUGUAGAUGUCAAACCCGAAUAAUAAAAACUAGUUGGACAACUAUACCAGUUUCAGAUUUUUAUAUAAAAUUUCAAUCAUUCAUAUUUCACUAGAAUGUCAAGUAAUUUUAAAUCUGUAUGUUCAUUCCUAUGUGAUUAUUUUUCCCUUCUAAGAAAUAGGUUCUUAAAGCUGGAUAUAAAUCUCAAGUUCGUUUGCUUUGUAUAAUCUUAUCAUAUGUCAUGAAAUGGGCUAAUCUAGUUAUAGAAAUCUUGUGAUAUUUCUUAAUUAUAAACUUUGAAGAUGGUGGGUAUUGUUUUGUAAUGAAACGACUGAAUUAAUAGUAACAAAACAUAAAUUUAUGUUCAAAAUUAUGUAUUAAAACUUAAUGAUGGGAGAAAUGUGCCAUAGAUCUGAGUGUUUUUACUGAACUGUGUGAAGUCUGAGAAUAGUCGAUUUUAGUAUAAAUAAAUCAUAAUGAAUUACAAAUAGUCGAUAAAAUAAUAUUCAUCAUCUAGAUUGACGUGGAAGUUUCUUUUUACAGUUAACAUAUAUUUAUAAUGUAAGCCUCAUUUAACUGUGCAAUUUACCUGUGUCUUCUCCAGGUAAAAAUGGUACAAUUUUAGGUAUUUUUAACACUUGUCAUGAAGGUAUUACAGUACAAGGGACUGGGAAGGAAAAAUACUGUAGAAAAAUAAGUCAAACUUGGAGUAGAUAUAUGUUUAAUGAAACGAAAUAAAAGUUUUAUUCUUGGAA